This is a messenger RNA of Aphanomyces astaci, 1244 nucleotides long. RefSeq lists its product as hypothetical. Gene Ontology annotation, molecular function: lipase activity. Gene Ontology annotation, cellular component: lipid droplet. Gene Ontology annotation, biological process: lipid storage. The transcript has a single exon. Lineage: Eukaryota; Oomycota; Saprolegniomycetes; Saprolegniales; Verrucalvaceae. Bases 1 to 1071 code for a protein of 356 amino acids. The record is from RefSeq and is a predicted model, not a curated record.
AUGCCGUCGUCGUCGUUGGCGUACAUUCGCACGGCAGCGGCGGAAGACGUCCGCGUUGCCAUUGUGUUGGGGACGAGCCUACUCCUAGCUAUGUGGUUUCUUGCGAGACGGAUGUCCAAGGGCGGCGGCGUCGGGCGUGUGUUCCUCAGCGACCUCGCACGUGUCGAGUGCUUGUCCACGGACCGGUUGAUGCACAAGGUGGUACUUCCAGCGCGGCAGCCCAACGCUUCCAAGCGGCUGGUGUUGUUAGUUCCGGGGAACCCUGGCGUACCUGGUUUCUACGAGCCUUUCAUGCAGCGGUUGCAUGCAUUGGGAGGUCGCGACUGCGAGAUCGUCGGGCUGAGCCACACGGGCCAUUCUCUGCCGUGGAUCAACGACAACGCCGCGUUCGAUUUGGAGACGCAGGUCGUCGACAAGGUCGCAUACGUUCGCAAACGUAUCGAGAAAGACCCCACCGUGUCACUUGUUUUGAUUGGACACUCCAUCGGGUGCCACAUUGCCCUGCGGUUGCUCGAUCAAUUUCCAACCCACGUCGAGAAACUUGUGCUCAUCCAGCCCGCCGUCAUGCACAUACGCGACACACCGCGGGGCCAGCAAAUGAUGCCGCUGUUCGUGCACCACCAGUGGGUAGCGUACCUGGCGUGGCCCAUCGCCCAGUUGCCGACGCUAGUGAAGAAGGUGCUGGUUGCACUGGCGGUGCCCCCCCCCGAGUUUCACAAGGCUGCGCUUGGCAUGUGUGAUCACGUGGUGGUGCUCAACUGCCUCAAAAUGGCGUGGCACGAGAUGCACGAACUCAAGGACAUCAACCACGCCCUCGUAGCCGACCACCAGCACAAGAUCCAGUUUGUGUUUUCACAGCACGAUGGAUGGUGUCCUCCCGCGCACGUCGAGCUGCUCCGACGGCGAUAUGUGCAUGCCAACCACGUCGUUGUAUCGCUGCCCCAUGCGUUCAUGAUGGCGGCCAACGGGUCGGACGUGAUGGCGGACCUCGCGCAUGCCUGGCUCAAUGAAACACAGCUUGCUGCGAAACCACCAGUUGGCCACGUAGUUGCUCCGCCACCACGGGCGUAGCCGAGGCAUAACACAAGUAGACUCACAAGUAGACUCAUACAAUCGACUUGAAUACGGUGAUCGACACAAACCCGAUUGUACUAUUAACCCAGUUCAUUCGUCGUUAUGCUCCACAGACGUCGUAAACUCAAGGCUAGCGUAGUACUAACUUACAGUAGUAUUAAUCCAAGUCA